This is a messenger RNA of Candida dubliniensis CD36, 1686 nucleotides long. Its product is annotated as ATP-dependent RNA helicase. Gene Ontology annotation, cellular component: nucleolus. Gene Ontology annotation, biological process: maturation of LSU-rRNA from tricistronic rRNA transcript (SSU-rRNA, 5.8S rRNA, LSU-rRNA). The transcript has a single exon. The coding region runs from base 1 to 1686 and encodes 561 amino acids. Lineage: Eukaryota; Fungi; Ascomycota; Pichiomycetes; Serinales; Debaryomycetaceae. The record is from RefSeq and is a predicted model, not a curated record. Gene Ontology annotation, molecular function: ATP binding; nucleic acid binding.
AUGUUCAAAUUACUUAUACCGAAUAAAUAUAAUUAUGUGAUACGACCAUUGACAAGGUUUAAAUCUACAAAAUCUACAAAAUUUACAAAAUCGACAAAAUCACGACCAACAAAGCUUAGUCCAAAUGUGUUUUCUCUGGGGAAAUUUUCUCAACUACAUAAUGAGACCAACACAACUAAUAUUGAAUCAAAAAUCACUAGUUUUGAUCAAUUGAAAAUUUUCCCUUCAGUUAGAGAAGCCAUGAUUAAAGAAAUCAAAUCUCAAUACAAUUUAAAAGGUCCACGACAUUCUAAUAUAGAAGAAAUUGAUAUAAAACCAACUCCAGUACAAAUUGCUGCCAUUCGGAAAAUAAAUCAAACUAGGAAAUUAAAAACAUUACCAACAAUAAAAAAAAAUUUAGAAGAUAUAGAAGAUGAUGCUGAACGAAUUCAAUAUGAAUUACAAUAUAGUAAUGAAAUACAAAAAACUAAAGUUUUCACUGUUGCUGCUGAAACUGGAUCUGGUAAGACUUGGUCAUAUUUAGCUCCAUUAUUAAGUAAAUUAAAACAAGAUGAUAUGGAAUUUUGGAAAUCUGAUGAAGAAAAUUAUCAAAAUAUGAAAAAAAAGGGUCAAUUUGUGAAAUCAAUAAUACUUUUACCAACAAAUGAAUUAGUUGAACAAGUUUAUGAAAUAUUACAACGAGUUAAUUCAUUUGAAUUAGAACAUAAAAAUGUUCCUGAUAAUUUUACUUCAUUUUUGAAAUUACCAGAAAAUAAAAAUUUGAAUAUAUCUAUUAUGAAAUUAGGACAAGGUGAAGCACCAAUAGGAUUAUUUCGUCAAUUAGAAACUAAAGGUCCAAUUGAUAUUUUAAUAACAACUCCUGGUAAAAUUGUGGCCUUUUCUAAAUUGAUCAAUAUUAAUCGUCCAUUUAGAGUUUUCACCAAUGUUAAAUAUUGUGUUUUAGAUGAAGCUGAUACAUUAUUUGAUGAUUCAUUUGAAAAAAAUACUACUGAUGUGAUUACUCAUUUUCCUAAAUUACUUGAUUUAAUUUUGGUUUCAGCUACUAUUCCUAAAGUAUUUGAAAAAAAAUUAUCAAAAUUAUUUCCUGAUCAACGUUCAUUAGUAAGAGUUACUACUCCACUGUUACAUAAAGUACCACGUAACAUUAAAGUAAUGACCAUUGAUGCUGAUGUUGCUCCUUAUAAUGGAUCUAAACCAAGAUGUUUAGCUCAAGCUCUUUAUGCCAUAUCUAAAGAUGGAACUGAACCAGGAUAUAUUAAAAGAAUCAUUGUUUUCGUUAAUGAAAAAUCUGAAGUUGAUGGAAUUGUUGAAUCAAUGAUUACAAAAUAUAAAGUUCGACCAGAAGAUAUUGUUGGAGUUUCUGGUUCAGUUAAUAUUAAAGAUCGGAAAGAUAUGUUACAACCAUUUUUACAACCAGCACAAUUAAUUGAAGAUGAUGUUUUUGGUAGUAAAGUGAAAAUAUUGGUUACCACAGAUUUAUUAGCUCGAGGAUUAAAUUUCCAAGGAGUGAAAAAUGUCAUCUUAUUAGGAUUACCAAGAAAUUCAGUUGAUUUGGUUCAUCGAUUAGGUAGAACUGGUAGAAUGAAUCAAAAUGGAAGAGUAUUUGUUAUUGUUGAUAAAAAAUCCAAGAAAUCUUGGGUUAAAGGAUUAGGUAAUGCAAUUAUUCGAGGACUUCGAAUUGGUUAA